AGUGUAUGGCUGAUGUUGUACACUAGAGGGAGCCAAUCACUGGGUUUUGAUGAGCGCUGCUGCUCCGCCCUCAGCGUCCAAUGUGGCCUUCAGGUGCUACUCGGAAGCACGCGAAGGCGUCGGGACAGUGAGCAGGUAGAGACUGUCAAUGAGAUCCCAGGGGAGCGUGAGACAGUCCGGGAGGUAGACUUUUGGGACGGUGUCACCACUGUACACGGCGUCUCUCCACUUUUCCCACUUUAAAUGGAGUUCCCGAGGAGUUUGGACCACUUUUAUUCCGCAGUUUUUCCUCGCGCAACUACUCUUUAAUCGUUGAUCAUUUUGAUGAACGAUUCAUUUUCCCCUCUGAGCUCUCAGGAGGAUCGUAUCUCAUUUGUCAGAGCAGUGGAGGCGCAGAAUAAAGAGGGGAAUGCCUGUGUUUCUUUCUUUCUUUCUUUUUGACACUGAGUAAGUUUUAAAUGAAGAGCGACUGUAGAAAGUGAGUCUGCGGGUCUGUUACAGAAGUCUCUUUGGUUUCGGACCCUGAAUAAUCACCAAGUAUGAAGUGAAGUAAGGCAGCGGGCCGCUUUGUUUGAUUUAAUAAUUACAUAAAGUGGUGUGCUGCUUCCAACAACCGUCUUCGAGGAUUAUUUUUCGCAACUCCUUGCUUGUAAAAAAAAUAUAUAUAUAUAUUACCCAACUUGUUGGCACGUCAUUAUCUGUCAGCGUGCUGGAUAACUUUUCCAGCGGCAACCUGUAGCCCAGCCUCUGAAGUUCAAGUCGUGCGUUUCUUGUGGAUUUAUCCAGAGAAUGUGUCGCGGGAUGUGCUGUGUUCUGACGCCGUUUGUCGAGCCGCGGCACGGUGACCGGUGCACACUUGUGAUAUAAAGGGUACGGAUGAGGAUCGAUCCCGGUGUUGUCUGGACCUGCCCUUGCGGGAGAAGGAUACGGCGGCUCGACUCCGAGGCAAACACGUUACAAACGAGGACAUUUGUUUAUCUCGCGAAGACCGACGGCACACUCGUAGCUGUGACACAACAACGAAACGUGUCUCCGCGGCGCAUCUGAGCGUGCAGCGCUCGGCCUCUCAACAUUAAUGACACUGGAUUAAAGUUCACUCAAGCCUGGUUUAUCUCGGAACGUACCGUCCGCUCCAUGUGGGCACUGAGAGAGAUGUAUUUGUAAAAAAAACAAAAACAAACAAACAAAAAAAAAACCGAGCAGAGUCAGAAUAUUAACUCUGGCGCUGAAUGGAAGUUUUGGGACAUUCACGCGUGAGUUGUGAUGGCUCUCCUCCAGCUUUGAAACUUUGGAUUUCGCAGUAGUUGUCGAGGCUGAAAGAAGGAGUGGGACGUAUAACCACAGAAACAUAUCCUCUCCGUUUUCGUCUAUCCGCGGUGCUUGCCUGCUUUGAAGUCCACCAUGUGCGGCCGGGCACCGCCGCUACAGCCGAGGCCAUGACCGUCCCCCAGCGGCGCCUGGCCGGGCUCUGGCCGUGGCUGCUCAUGGCGGCCCUGCAGGUGGUGCUGGGCCAGCCGGGCCUGGAGCCCGAGCGGCCGGCCCUGCGAGCGGUCAUCAAGGUGGCACUGCUGAACCACGAUCCGACGGGGAAGUCCAUCACCCUGGAGGGGGUGUUCGUGGGAGGAAGUGCCGGCUACGCGGAGGGAAAACUAAUGCAGUAUCACCCUCUGUCUCUGUGCAACACAAGCGAGGAUGAGCGACAAGAGAGUGACUUCAUCACUAUUGUCAAACUGGAGCACAGGGUACCCCGCUGUCUGCCGCUGCUCGAUAAGGCUCGCAUGGCAUUGGAUAAGGGAGCUCAGGCUGUGAUAUUUGAUGUCAGUGAUGAUGCCAAUGCUGCCGCCGAGCUGCGGGAAACAGACUCCCUUUCUCGUCCAGUGGUGUUGGUGAGGGCGAAGGACGCUGAGCAGCUGAUGGGCUUGGUUAACAAGAACGAGGAGGCCAAAGUUCGCAUUGAGAUCAUGGUGGAGCAGCCGCAAUCUCUGCACUAUGAUGUGGGCAUCCUGCUCACCAUUGUCCUUGCCAUUCUGACCAUUGUGCUGAUCUUCGCUUUACGCUACAAGUGCAAGUCCAACAGAACCUGGGACUCUGUCCAUCAGCAGACCAUGCGGGCCAUCAGCCGAUUGGAGACCAAAACCUACAACUCUCAGGGCUGCUCGGGCUCUCAGCGCCACCGUGCGGCCUGGGGGUCGGCCAGCAGCUCCAACUCGAGCCCCGUCUGUGCUAUCUGCCUGGAGGACUUCCAGGACGGGCAGCAUUUGAGGAUCAUCUCCUGUGCUCAUGAGUUCCACAAAGACUGCGUCGACCCCUGGCUGCUACAACACCGCACCUGUCCCCUCUGCAUGCACAACAUCAUGGGGACGGAGCGGCAGGCGCAGAGGAACAGACUCCAGCAGAAUCCAGAGCAAAGCCAGAGUUUCCUGCACCCUCAGCCUUACAGCAGCCCGCGCAACCACCCCUUCCCUCAGCACGCCGUUCCCUUCUCUAUGAGGCCCCUCUACCCUCGUGGACCCUCUGGACCCUACCCGUCUCUGGGCCACUACACUGGCUCCUCUCCCAGGGACACCCAAACAUUACGCUUCCUCACCAGCAGGCCGCCCGGCUCCGGCUGUGGGUACCACCUUCCCGCAGAAGGUCCUGGGAGGCCCCACAGGAUUGGAGGUAACUGCAGGACUUCCACCCACCACUACACGCCCCGUCGGUCCUGCCACAACUAUCGCUCGUCCUGUCCGGCUCAGCGCAGUGUGUCCAGCUCGAGACUGCACCACGGGGCCUCCGUGAUGCAACAAACCAGCGGAGCACCUGCCCAUAGCCGACAGGACGAGGGCAGCUGCUCGGGUGGCAGCUACCACACAGAACGCAGCGGGUACCUGGCUGACGGGCCAGCGAGUGACUCCAGCUCAGGGCCCUGCCAUGGCUCCUCCAGCGACUCAGUCCUCAACUGUACUGACGUGUCCCUGCAGGGGGUUUAUGGCAGCUGGUCCACCUUCCGUAGCUCUCUGAGUAGUGACUACGAUCCGUUUGUGUAUUACGGGCCAGGUUCUGGGCGCGCCCCCCGCAGGAACAGCCUGGAAGCGUGUGCCCAGGCCCGGCCUAGGUCUCUAGAUUCUGUGGUGAACAAGGCGGGCUGCCCCGAAGAACAGCCACAGACUGUGUUCAGCCACAUCCACUACCACCGCCACAGACACCACCACUAUGAGGAGGGGGAGCACGGCCAGGGCCCGAGCAGAGGCUCAGAGGAGGAGCAGGGGGCUGCUGCUGCAGCUGCUCCGGCUGCUCCCGUCCUGGACAAAGACUCACCUGUGUGCCCUCCUAAGCACAGCCCCUGCCAGUGCCCAAAGCCAGACCCCACAGAUCGGCCCAGUCCCGGGGCAGAGUGUCAGGACCAUGAUCCCAGCAGCUCUACAGGACCUCCCGUCCUGGUGUCCCCAAUCCCCUUACAGCUUCAACCCCACUGCUGCCACCAGGGGCACGGACACCCUCCCGCUCCUCUCGGGCGAGUGAGUGGCUGUGUGCUCGACGGCCCCUCUGUUCGCUUCCACCAGAGCCUGGAUCUGCAGGACGACCGUAGCAUCCACAUCCACUACGGUCAGGGCUCGGGCUUCUGCUGCUCUCCUCCCGAGCUGCACCCAGCCCUGCUCCCCGUGCCCCUCAUUCUAGACUCUGGAGGUAUGGAGGACUGGCCUUGCUGUGCCGGGGCACACGUUGUGUGGCAAAAGCGGGUGCAGCAGGCCCGAUCUGAGCCUCAGCUCCUGGGGCCGGGGACCUCUAUGGACAGGCCACCCUGCAGGUUCCACCCCGGCCCUGCUGCUGAGCGCAACACAGACAUUUGUUUGUACUGCCAAACAUUGCACCACAAUCAGGGAUCAGAAGAGGAGUCUGGUGUGUGAGAACUUGUUGCAUCCCCCAUUAUCACGCUGCUACACAGGAGCCAGAAUGGACAAGCCUCUCAUUGGCUACCGCUCUCAUCGUCUUCCACGUAAUUCUGACGGAAAUGCCUUCAGUCAGACGAUUCCCCAGCUUCUCCCUUGAUUUGUAGCUCACAUGCCGACGCGCUUUUUCCGUUACAGCUAUUUUCAUAACCGAUUAACUUGCCAGUCACCUUCAAGAUUAAUUGAUUUGUUGUUUAUGUACGUAAAUGUCCAAAAGAAAAUGCAAAUAAUGUUCAUCACAGUUCAUCCAGAACCCAAAGACUCAUAGACGACAGAGAAAAAAACGGCAGAUCCUCACAUCUUAGAAGCUGGAAACAGCAGAUGUUUGACGGUUUGGCUUGAAAAAUGGUUAAUCGAUCAAAAUACAUGGCAACUGUUAUUCUUUUGAUCAACUAAUCGGUUAAUCGAGUCGUUGUGGCUCUACUUUCAGCUGAAUUAGAGUGAGUCAUAUCCAUUCUUAAUUGAAGUUAUUGUGAUUGAAUCAUACAUAAGUUUACGAUAAUGCUGUACCCUUCGUAAUACAUCAGAAUGUAUUGAAUGAUUUAAGUGUUUGGGAGCUGCUGGGGAAUCGACUCAUACACCACAGAGGAAAGUGUGUUCUGUGCUUCUUCUCGUCAGUUAUCGGAAGACAUAUGCAUUGCCACCGCGACAUCAACAAGUUUCCGUGACAUCCAAAUGAAUGAUCCUUGCUCUGGGUGUCAAGCCCUCAUGAAGUGAGAGUCCAUCUCUGCAUCGCUCACUCUAUUUACAGAAUAACUUGAUUUUAUCUUAGAGGUACUUACUUUCACGUGCGUGAUCUUGGUCUUCCUCCGCUGAGUCCAGUCUCAGCUGAUAGAAGCAUUUCUCUCCAGCCUACCUCAGCUCAGAUUUCUUAACAUGCCUCACACACAGGGGGUCUUUAAAGGUACUGCUGUAGUGAUUGUUGUUUUUUUUUGUUUUUUGUUUUUUGUUUUUGGGUCACAACCAUGUAGCUUCCAUACAUAAACUCAACAGAAAGUCCAGAAAAGGUCGAUGCUCGGCCCCUCAAACAAACAAGCAGUCACUGAGGUUGCUGAGCCUCGCAUGGGCCUUGUUUUCAUUAUUUCAAUUAUGGCAGCUGUUUUCAACAUGUUUGUUUGUGUUUUGGAUCAUUUUCUGUUUCUUUUUUUUCCUUUUUUUGUAGCCUGUAAUUUUUUUUUUUUUUUCAAAACCAACCAGUUUGACUGAAUUUUGUGGUCGUCAUUACAAGCUAUUGUCUUGUUCUUUUCACUUUUCUCGCCAGUGGUUACUUCACAUGUUUGACCUCAGUGCUGUUAAAUCCACCCCUUAUUCUGCUCCUUCAAUGCCUCCGAAAAGGAUAAACCUUCCCCUUCCAGCAACUAAAGCUCUAGAAAAAUGUUCUACAUUGCAGCCAUAGAAAAGAUAGUGACUAUUUAAUGAUAUAACUGGAGCAAAGCCAUGCUAGGUACAAUAGGUAGACUUCACAGUCCCAAGCAUCAGUUCAGUCUGUUGCGUUGACACCAGUUCGAAAAACGCUCGGUGUUCUUUUCCCAUGAUAUCAAACCGGCGGGUAAAUAGAGCCUGAGAAAUAUCUCAGGAAUGAUCAAACACUGGAAAAAUGGCGAGAAUUCACCUUGGCCGUGUUCAGACCUGGUAAUAACAUGUCUCCUGAGUCAUCCAAUCACAAGUACAGAUGUGAAUGCCCCCAAGACACAUGAGGACGCUUUUGAGAUCGGCUCACUCAGACUGCAUUCAACUCGUGGUCUGUUUUAAGCCGUCCAGCCAUUGAACUAGCUCAACAAAUCUUGUUUUGAGUUUUUGAGUGAGGAGAAACUGAAUACACUUAGCAAAAUACAAAAUAGCGGAUACUAAAUCUUAAUGUUUGACACACUUUUUGAACUUUAUUCAAGCACAAUGUUUCAAUUGAUUACAUUAUUUACACUGAAUGUAUGAAAGGAGACCAUUUCAUUAAUGGUAAACCUAUCAAAUUUUACUUAUAUGGUAAACGGUAACUAAUAUAGGCAAUGUCUUUAUUGUCUAUAAAGUAAGUCCCCAUACUCCCUUUAAAAACCACUCAAUUUUGUGAGUUGUUAAGUUGGGAGAUACUUGUACUGUAAAAAAUGUGAAACACUUUCUAUGACAAAUUCUCAACCAUUUAGGCCUUCUUGUAAAUUCGGCAAAUGCUAUACAUGAAGAUAUUUAUUUCUUUGUGUAAAAAACAUUGUGCCUUUGCAUGGCUAGUUAUGGCGUUUAUUUAUUUGCAUACAGUGCAGGGAAGUGACAGCUGAUCACAAGUAGUCACAGGAGUUGAUGUGAUGCCAGGUCUGAACGGGGCCUUUAAGUACAGUAAUGAUACCAGAAUUGGUAAAUGCCAGUCCCUGCUUUUGAACUAACUGCACUUGAAGGAAGAUCCACUUUAAAUCAAAAAUCAAAUACAGUGUUUUACAGGGCUUUUUUCCAUUCAUUUUAGUUUCUAAACUGUCCCUUGAAAAUUAAGGUUCCAAUCAUUGUUUCCUGCUAUUCCCUCUCCCUGUGUUCAGCCACUCUGGCAGACCAACAGAUACAAAAAUGUGUUUAUGUCCCAGGGAAAAUUACUCUGAACUCUUCGGGCUGUCUGGAUGAAAGGCGGCCUUCUGAUUUUCAGACUUCAUGCUCUCAUGUACCAGACUGAAUCAUUAGAGAUCAGAGGAAUAGGAAUUCUGUUAAAGCGUGGACUCUCCUUUAAAGUGAAAAUGUGAAAGCGGUCGGAUAGAGUUAAUUUACAGUUCAGCUCAGCACAAACAGCAGACAAAUAGCUUGUGUGGGUAUUGCAAUGUAACCAGUAGCACUUAAAGCCUCACGUGUGCCUUAUUCGCUCAAACUGUCCACAAUCCCUAAAAUUCAGGAAGGUCCCAACACAUUAAGCUCUUACCUGUCGAACCAAAGAGGCAAAAUCUUGAACACAGUGAACUUAUAUGCGACAUAUAUGCGUUGUGCCUUUUUUUUUUUUUUUUUUUUUUUUUCUUCUUCUGCUUUCCAUAAAAUUUUCCGAAUGAAAUGGGCUUUCGUCAGAACUGAAGUGGAAAUCAUUUUCGGACAAUCAUGCAGAAAUGUUCAACUGCAGUCCCAUGUGUCAAUACCUCACUUUGAAUGUGUCAACACAGCGUCCUCCAGCUAAAGCAUCAGGGUUUCCCUGUCUGUUUUCCUUUUUUUAUUUUUUUUCAUGCCCCAAACAAUCUCCGAUAGUGAGAGAUGGAAAUGACUGAAUUACAAGCAGCACUUUGGCUAAAACAGAUUUUAUAUUGAGACAAAAAAAAAGCCUUAAUCUCCCAGUGUUAAUUCAAAGAAAACCUAAAAACCAUCAGCACAUUUUAGUGAUGCUGCAGAGUAUCCAAUGUGAUUUCAUCCUGUUCAAGAUCUUUCUCUUUGUGUCAUUUAUGUGUUUGUUUUGUUAUGUUUUGCAAGAAUAAUGAGCUGAAACUGCCUUUUCUAUGAGUAAAAAAAAAAAAAAAAAAAAAAUCCCUCCAGAA
Acanthopagrus latus (yellowfin seabream) is the source of this 7420-nucleotide messenger RNA. RefSeq names its product E3 ubiquitin-protein ligase RNF43. Gene Ontology annotation, molecular function: ubiquitin protein ligase activity; frizzled binding. The record is from RefSeq and is a predicted model, not a curated record. The coding region runs from base 1437 to 3890 and encodes 817 amino acids. Lineage: Eukaryota; Metazoa; Chordata; Actinopteri; Spariformes; Sparidae. The transcript has 10 exons. Gene Ontology annotation, biological process: Wnt receptor catabolic process; ubiquitin-dependent protein catabolic process.